AUGUAUAAAAUAAUAUCUUAUAAAUAUAUUUCUAAUAAUAAAAUAUUAGUUAGUUAUAUACCUAAAUUAGAUAAAGAUAUUAUAGAUAGUCAUAAUCUUGAUAUAUUUAAAAUUCUAAAUAAAUAUAAAGAUCAUGAAGUACAAAAUUUAAAUGUUACUUCUAUAGCUAUCUCUGCUGCUAUUACAGCUUAUGGUAGAAUCCAUAUAAAUAAACUUAAACUUAAUGUCUUGAAUAAAGGAGGUAAAAUCUACUAUUCUGACACAGAUAGUUUAGUAAUUAAUAUUAAAUUAAAUAAAGAUAAAAUAAGUAAUAAUGAAAUAGGUAAAUUAAAAUUCGAACAUUUAGUAGAUAGAGGUGUAUAUAUUAAUAGUAAAGUUUAUUAUUUAAUAGAUAAAGAUGGUAACUAUAUUAGCAGAGCUAAAGGUGUUAA
Molecule: messenger RNA, 431 nt
Organism: Aspergillus clavatus NRRL 1
Lineage: Eukaryota; Fungi; Ascomycota; Eurotiomycetes; Eurotiales; Aspergillaceae
Exons: 1
Molecular function (GO): nucleotide binding; nucleic acid binding
Source: RefSeq, a predicted model, not a curated record